Molecule: messenger RNA, 759 nt
Organism: Loa loa (African eye worm)
Lineage: Eukaryota; Metazoa; Nematoda; Chromadorea; Rhabditida; Onchocercidae
Exons: 4
Coding region: 1-759 (252 amino acids)
Source: RefSeq, a predicted model, not a curated record
AUGGGAAAUAAUAACAUAGAUAGCAAAGGAAAAUUAAAUUUUAAUCGAUCACAUUUGGCUAAACUUGUACAAAUUCAUCAACAUGAUGAUGAUGAAUUCAUUUUGGCUAAUGAUAUUUUAAAAUCGAUUGGAAAUGAAAAAGUUGGAAAAGGCGAUAAUUUACAUCGCUACAUUGAAGCUGCUAGAUUUGUUGCUGAAAAUUGUGCUAAUCAAGGAAUUAUUAAUUUACCAGUGGUAUUUACUUUAAGUAAAAAUGACUUAGAAAAGAAUAAUUCGAUCAAAUAUGGGCUAACAUUGGAUAAUUCGAUUUCGAUCACUUCAACAAUUAAUCGUAAACAUCGGAAUUUUUUAUCAAUUGCUCAAUGGAAUGCUUAUUUAUAUUAUGAAUGUCGUUUUCCGAAUAGAAAUUCUGGUGGAGCAUUUUUGUAUGGUAAUAGAAGACGACAUUUAUAUGAUGAUAAUGAUAGCCGAGAAAUUAGUUCAUCAACAUCAGCUUCAGAUCAUUCAUCUUUGAUGCUUUCACAUCAUUAUGCAUCAUUGGAACGUUGCAAAGCACAUACAUUGGGUACUAUUCCACGUUUUCGUAGUCGAUCACGUGAAACAAUUAAGCGUAAUAAUAUAAUUAAUGGUGGUGUUGAUGAUAAUGAUGAUGAUGAUGAUAAUGAUGAUGAUGAUGAUGGCGGUCGUAAUUCACCAUCACGUUCAUCAUUAAAUCAAUAUAUUUUUUCAGACAAAGAUGGUGAACGUUUAAAAAAGUAA